AUGGUGGAAAACAUGAAGAUUGUGGCUUCUGCAGACAAGGAGCUAUCCGUCGAGGAGCGCAAUCUACUUUCCGUUGCCUAUAAGAACGUGAUUGGCGCCCGACGUGCCUCGUGGCGAAUCGUUACUUCGAUCGAACAAAAGGAGGAGUCGAAAGGCAAUGAGGCGCAGGUUGCUCUUAUCAAGGAGUACCGCCAAAACAUCGAGACUGAGUUGGCCAAGAUCUGUGAGGACAUCUUGGAUGUGCUUGACAAGCACCUUAUCGCCUCUGCGGAAACUGGAGAAUCCAAGGUUUUCUACCACAAGAUGAAGGGGGACUACCACCGCUAUCUCGCCGAGUUCGCUCUUGGAGACAAGCGCAAAGACUCUGCUGAUAAGUCGCUGGAGGCUUACAAGAAUGCAACUGAGGUUGCUCAGACCGAUCUUGCCCCUACCCACCCCAUCCGUCUAGGUCUUGCUCUCAACUUCUCCGUCUUCUACUAUGAAAUCCUGAAUUCCCCAGACCAGGCUUGCCACCUCGCCAAACAAGCUUUCGAUGACGCUAUUGCUGAACUUGACACACUUAGCGAGGAGAGCUACAAGGACUCCACUCUUAUUAUGCAACUCUUGAGAGACAACCUGACUCUCUGGACAUCAUCUGAGGCUGAACCCGCCCCCGAGGUGGCCCCUGCCCCAUCUGAGCAAAAGGAUGAAGCCCCUGCUGCUACUAGCGAGGAUGCUCCUAAGGCCGCUGAGUAG
Paracoccidioides brasiliensis Pb18 is the source of this 735-nucleotide messenger RNA. RefSeq lists its product as uncharacterized. Gene Ontology annotation, cellular component: cytoplasm. Bases 1 to 735 code for a protein of 244 amino acids. The record is from RefSeq and is a predicted model, not a curated record. The transcript is spliced from 4 exons. Gene Ontology annotation, biological process: signal transduction.